UGUUCAUUCGACUCGGCGCGCCGUGGGUGGAUGCCCCGAGACUCCGAAUCGACUCCACUUCGAGGCGUUUUGAACGUUGUACAAACGUUGUAAAAACGUUGCGCACGGACGUUGCUUCCCCGGGCCUUCUGGGGCGAGCAAGUUCCCCGCGUUCGGCGUUCGCCGCGCUAUGUCGAGAAUGGGCAUCGCGCCGGAGAGGCAGUGGGUCAUGGUUCUACCCGAAUGGUUCCUAAAGGAAGCUGAGAAUUCCGACUGCGACCCACAUUUCAUCAAACUCCCGCACCCCAAAACAGGUGAAGGAACGACCUUCCUCGUGGGUGCCGAUGGUAUGCACGGGGGCAAGGACAAGGGCAGGGCUUUGCUGGAGAUGAGGGCAUUGGCUGAAAAAGAACCCAGGUCUUGGCUGAUUGGAGAGAGUGUGCAAGAAGAUGGAAAGCUGGUGCUGUGUACCCGCGUCGAUCCGCUCUUUCUCACGCUCCCGUACCUCCAACGGGCACACGCCAAGGGCAAGUUUGAGCCUUUGAGUCAGAUCGUAAUGGAUCAAGAUUUCCCGGCUUGCUCCUUUUUGGCCGAGUGCGUGGGCGUUCGCUCCAAACUUCACGCGGUUGCCGAUGAGAAAGGAAAUGCAGAUCAGAAAUUUUACAAAUACAGCCAAGACAAGACAUUGGCCUGGCUGGAGAAAAAGGUGGCAAGGGUGGUUAAAGCGCUCAAGGAGAAAAGCAUCGCGGUGGGAGCCGGAGUUAAAUCUGCGCUGUUCAUCCGUACAGACACCAGCGGCGCUUCCUCCGAAGAAGAGUACAUGCGCUACGCCCACGGCCUCAUCUCCGAGUACCUGGACACUGAAUUGAGUUCUCGUUUGCAAGAACACUUGGGAAUCUCUGACGUGUCGCUCGUCGCGGAGGGAGAGCACCAGGCCUCCAAGAAGCGGAAGCGAUCGGACCUGCGGGUCGAGGCGGCCGAAGACUACUCCAAGGGCUCGGAUGGCGCGGGGAAAGCGGCCAAGCCUGGAAAACAGACCACAGCACAGAGAGCCUUGGCCAAGGUGGACCGCAGCGGGAUGAAAUCCAUUUCCAGCUUCUUCACAGCCAAAGGAGAAAAGAAAUCCUGAGCCUCUGCAGGAGAAACCCUUACCGGAUGACCUCCUGAGCCAACCGGUCAAACCAUCAUCUACGUCCGAGUUGAGACCACUCGAAAAGUGCCUGGCCCACUUGCCUGCUAGGUUAGUGGCCAAGUCCCUGAUUAAACUAUCGCCACUGAACCAUGGUGGAGUGACUGCCUGAGACAUUGCUUGAACCAUCUGCUGAUACCCCUUUCCACGCCACGUGCUAAGUUCCCAUCUUUACCCCCUGACACCAACUCCUGAACGUCAACAGUCGGUGGCUGACCCUGUGGCUAAACCCGCCUGGUUAGUCGGUGGCUAAGCCAACUGGCUGUCGAUUGACGGCAGAAACUCAACACAUUCAUCAUUGACACAGUGGCCCUUACAAGAACAUAGUGGGUGACGUGUUGAGCAAUAGCCAUUGCCAAAACCGUUAGCUAUUAUAUAGAUAUAUUUUUUUGCUGUUAAGGCCACACUGUCAUUGACGAUCGUGUUGAGUUUUGUUGUUGUUUGUGCUUGAGCACCACCGCCAACGCACAGUGCCGGAUUAUCCGAGUGGCACAAGUAGCUACACACGAUGCUACGGGCCCCGCACUUUCAAGGCCCCCGCGCUAAAUGCUUUCAAGCUAUCAAUUCCGGUUCAGUGAUUCUGCACUUGCUCUAUUACUAUAGUACUAUGCCACCUUCAACUUUUACGAACGACUGGGUGUUUAAGGUUAGCGAUGUGUCGUAUUAUCUGGCUGUAUAGCAAAUGAAAAAAUACAAUAACUUUACUAUGCAAGUUAAAAAAAUUGUGUUUGAAUAUUUGUGUUUUUUUUAUUUAGGGCCCCUUUAUAACAUCAUGCUACAGGCCCCGCACUCGCUUAAUCCGGCACUGCCAACGCAGCAGCAGCAGCAGCAUCACCGCCAAAUAUUUGUUGAAUUCAUGAGCUCGGCCACCUGAGCACACUUCCACAUCGCACAGACCACACAUUAAACCAGCGUCUGAGCCACCCGUGUCGACCGCUGCUAACCCAUCGACCUGCAACGGGAUCACUCGCGACCUGAAACCAGUCCAUCGCCAGCUUCGAUCAACCUCCCGGCUAAACGCGCCGCCUGAACCUCGUGAGCUUCAAAGGCAACGGGGCUGUUGAACCCCGCGGACCAAACCGCAGCAGCACAAGCCACCAUCCGGCCAAGCCACUAGGGAUAGAUUUAAAAUCUGCAUUCACGGACAGACGCGAGCGCGUGCGGUGGGUGUGGUGUGUGUGUGUGUGCGGUGUGUAUGUGGGUGUGCGGUGUAUGCGGUGUGUGGUUGUGCGGUGUAUGCGGUGUGUGGUUGUGUGUGCGGUGUGGGUGUGUGCGGUGUGGGUGUGUGUGCGGUGUGUGUGGGUGUGUGUGCGGUGGGUGUGUGGGUGUGCGGUGUUUCACUGGGGAGCAGGAGUGUCGCGGUUAGCGCGCUGCGCUACGAACCCGGGGACCCAAGUUUGAUUCCCGCUCACGACCAACGCCAGUGACGGUUAUCUAAACCGAGCCUGGGCCUCCUCCCCUAGGUCGACUCAGCAUCAAAUGAGUACCCGGUGUGGUGUGUAAACAUCGCCACUCGGGAGACAAAGGCGGCCGGGCGUGGUGCUGGCCACCCACCCCCUCGUGUGCCGUGCUGGCCUUCGGUGGUGCUACUCGCUAGGAGCAGUUGCCUGUGAACAGUCUGUUACAGGCUACACGGGGGAUCUUUGCGUGCCUGUGUGUGUGUGCGUGCGUGAGCUGCUACCGUGGCGAAAAGCAAUAAAGUUAUCCUGACGCCCACGGCUGCCCCAGCCCUUCAUUUGUACACAGCGCGGCGCGUGAAGGCGAGCGCUGUGCCUCCCCUAGGUCGACUCGGCCCAAUGUGUACGCCGUGUCAAAUGCCGCCGCUGCCGCCAGCCACCCCC
Molecule: messenger RNA, 3009 nt
Organism: Lethenteron reissneri (Far Eastern brook lamprey)
Lineage: Eukaryota; Metazoa; Chordata; Hyperoartia; Petromyzontiformes; Petromyzontidae
Gene: RNASEH2B
Product: ribonuclease H2 subunit B
Biological process (GO): RNA catabolic process
Cellular component (GO): nucleoplasm; ribonuclease H2 complex
Source: RefSeq, a predicted model, not a curated record